Molecule: messenger RNA, 2424 nt
Organism: Acyrthosiphon pisum (pea aphid)
Lineage: Eukaryota; Metazoa; Arthropoda; Insecta; Hemiptera; Aphididae
Product: ankyrin repeat domain-containing protein 12-like
Exons: 7
Coding region: 478-2163 (561 amino acids)
Cellular component (GO): nucleoplasm
Source: RefSeq, a predicted model, not a curated record
AUACACCAUUGCCCACAGUUGUAGCAUGAUAUUGUGCAAGGUGUAUCGAUACACCUUGUUAUUGUGGUAGUUGCCGUUUACACCCGAGAAUGUCCAACACACGCCCCGAUAGCGAUAGCGAUUGAUAUUAAUAUUUUCAAUCGUACGAGAAAAUAAAUGGUACCGAAAUGAUAAAGUAAACGUGUUUUCACAUGAUAAAAAAAUCAAAUCGAGUGCGUUCUUUUUUUGCCAUUAAUCGUCGAUCGUGGACCUGAACAAUCCGUCCUCGUUUCUCAGGUACAUUUCAUUCAAUACAGGUGGUCACUGCGGCAUACGUGAAUAGAUGCUGUGAACAGUGAUAAACAACAACAAGCAUCACCUAGAGUGAUUAGUGUCACUAAUUUACCUCUAAUACAUUGACUUACCAAUACGGGCAAUAAUCAAUUUAAGAGUUUGUUUGUAAAGAACAAGAUAACAACUGAAGAACAGAACUCCAGCAUGACUAAUGAUACGAAAGCUGUUGAAAUUGAAGAAAAACCAGAAACAUCCACGCAGUUGGUUUCUCAACCAUCUGCAAAUGUAUCGACUAGUGCACCAACCGAUGAGGCUUGUACUUCUAAAGAAACUGAACCAAAAGUUGGUGGCUCCGGUGAAGCAACUGAUGCUGUAAAUAGUUCAUCAAAUAAAUUGACUGUAACACCAUUAAAAGAAACAGAUGAUAUGUUAAAACGGCCUCUAGUUGAAGAAGGCAAAGAACGAGGCAAAGAAGUUAAACCGAAAAAACACAAAGAAGAUCAUAACCAAUAUUAUACAGGUAAAAAUGAGGUUUCUAGUCCUAAGCCUGAUAGUAAUGAGAACAAGUCUGGUGGUUUGAUACCUUCUAUUGCUGACAGUCCUGGAGGUGGCCCUAAAGUUCCUUCAUUAAUAAUUGUAAUACCUACAGAAGUAGAUGCUGAUAUGGGUAUAAGAUCAUAUGGCAAGAAUCGAUCACAUAAAUAUACAGCAUUACCGUAUGUAGUACCAUCUGAAGAGUCACAAAUAGCAUCAAAAUAUUUGCAGAAAGCAACUUCUGAUACAAUAGGUGUAGAAGAACAAAAGUCUCUUCAGACCAGAGUAUUACGGUCAUCUAACCGAUGCGGGAGUAACAGUAGUGGUGCACCAAGUCGUAGUACUUCUCCAAUGAUUCAGUUGGGUCAAACUUCGCCUGGUGCUGUGACAGUGGAUGCAGUAUCAGGUAACUCUUCGUCACCGCCUGCUACUCGUUUUGAACAGACUGAAAAUGUUUUGGCAAUCGUUUCUGGAGAUGGCAAACAGGCAGCUACUUCUGCUGCAGCUACUGUGACUACAACGUCAUCUGAUGUGUCAGGGAAGGAACUACAUCCUCGACGACGCAAAUUAAAAGCUAGUCGUACUGAAUCUAAGACUAGUGAUUCAUCUGCUCCUAAUGUUACUGUAGUACCUAAUCCGUUUGGCACAACAUGUGAGCCUGUUCCAGUUCCCAAUUGCUAUCAAAUGUUUUUAGACAUUAGAAAACAAAUUGAUAAGAAACAUAAGAAUUUGUAUCCUGUGAAACCGAAACCACCAUCUGGAUUUAAAGACUAUCUUAUGAACAAGCGCACUUAUGUUUUGGCUGGUAACUAUAAUAGCCGUAUAGUCAAUACACAAAACUCAACACCAGCAAAUUUACACAAGCAGUUGAUAAAGCUGUUUGUUGAACAAGAGAAGGAGAGACAAAGACUUCAUUUACAGCACAAAGUAGAAAAAGAAAAAUUGGUUUUGAGUGUUGAACAAGAGAUACUUAGGGUUCAUGGACGCGCAGCUCGUGCAUUAGCUAAUCAGCUUUUACCAUUUUCUGUAUGUACUAUACUCAAGGACGAUGAAGUAUAUAAUAUUAUGACACCCGAGCAAGAAGAAAAGAAAAAUAGGAAUACACGAUCCCGUUACAAUGGUCGUCUUUUUUUGUCAUGGCUUCAAGAUGUAGAUGAUAAAUGGGAAAAGAUUAAGGAAUCGUUGUUACUGAGACAUCACAAUGAGGCAGAGAGCUUACACGCUGUACAGAAAAUGGACUGGGGAUGGAAGUUGAAGGAAUUACAGUUGUGUACUUAUAGCUCUGAACCCAAUAUCGAUGAAGAGCAUGUACCGAUAGUUCUAGUCAGUGACGAUUUAGAUCUCUUGCCUGCCUAACCUAGUUUUGUUAUUAAUCGAUACAGUGUUGACUGUCGAGUAAUGUAUGAUAUUAUUACUAUUAGGGAAGAAUAAUAAUAUUUUACUUGAAAACUUUUGAAUGUUUGUCACUUGUAUUCGUGCUAUUUUAUCAAUAAUAUUAUAUUAAUAACAAUAUUGUAUGUUUGGCUAAAAAUUGUUUGUUACCAUCAUUUUUAAAUUUAAAUUUAUAAUUUAUUGACAGAUACUUUUAUGAUGAUGAUAAAUGUUUUCUCAAACCAA